CGGAUGAAACUGCGGGAAGUUUUCUCUGUGCUCAUGCUCCUUUUCAGUUUUCCACGCGGCUAGAAAUCGACCUGGGAGUAUUCUGACACCAAUGAGCAGGAAAAAGGCACUACAUUAUGAAAAUAUUAACAUCAAGAAAGAUCAACAGCAAAAUCAUUGCUCAAAUCUCCCACGACUUUAUGAAGUAAUAAUAUUGCAGGAGGAAAAAAAGAGGUUUGUCCCUAUGAAGUCAAUCACCCCAGCUCCUGUUGCAUAUAAUGAAUCUCGAACUGCUUUCAAGCCCUUGAAGAAAACACCAGGACUGAAAAAUACCUCAUUUGGUCAAAGUGCUGCUCGAUUCACACAAGACUCUAGGACAGAGAAAAUGCCAGGUCCUGGGUUUUAUAAUAUCCCAAACAAUACUUUAAUUGACAACUUUAGCAAUACCUGCUUGAAGAAACAAAAGAAAAGUGCAUUUGGUUCUUCUGUUCCUCAGACUCUCUUCCUGGUUCAGAAAGACGUUUUUCCUACUCCUGGGCCUGCUGGCUAUAAGGCCUGUGAAAUUUCUGAUGAACUACCUAACUUGACUAAUCGAUAUGCUGCUUUCUCGUCAAGAACAGAAAGAACUACUAAAGUAUCAGAUAUGGAUGUUCCAGCACCAGGCACCUAUGAUGUUCAAAAAUCAUAUGAGAUGUCUCAAGUUCAACAUAAAUACAUGCCACCUCGUAGUUUGGUGGCCAGAAUAAAACAUGCCUCGUUUCUUAGCACAACUCAUCGGUGCCUGGACAAAGUGAAUGAUGGGCCAGGGCCUGCAACAUACAAUCCUGUUUUAAAGAAAUCUUGCUCCAUACCCUUAUUUGUUAAAGCAUCAAAGCGUUUUAAAGACUCCAAAGAGAUUACUCCUGGUCCAGCGACAUAUGAGCGAGAACUCCAUGUGAAGAAGAAAUCAGGGUGAUGCAGCAGAAGCUAAGGAAUUCUGAAGAUCGCCAGAAAACUACCAGAAGCUAGGAGAGAGGCAUGGAACAGAAUCUCCCUCAUAGCCCACAGAAACA
Molecule: messenger RNA, 1031 nt
Organism: Globicephala melas (long-finned pilot whale)
Lineage: Eukaryota; Metazoa; Chordata; Mammalia; Artiodactyla; Delphinidae
Gene: STPG2
Product: sperm tail PG-rich repeat containing 2
Source: RefSeq, a predicted model, not a curated record